CUACGUAUUGCGUAUAUAAAUGCGGUGCUUCAAAACGAAAAUUAUCUUUUUCUAGCCAACAUGACUAGGUCAGCAAUCCUAAUUUUAAUCGUCAUCAUCCCCUCAACGGUGCUUGCCUACAGCUCUUCCAUAACUGUAAAACAACUGAUGGACGCCUGGCGCACAAAAGCUACAAGCGAACAUCCCGAAUGCAUGACCAUAUCGGGUGCUAACCAAGAGGAGGUCGACCUGUAUUGGUUCAAGUAUCGCGGCACGGACACCCGCACCUUUAAGUGUUACCUCGCGUGCAUACUUCAACGAUUCCAAUUGGUUUUCGAAGAUGGCAGUUUGAAUGAGGAUGCUAUCGUCCACAUCGACAAGGUGACGAACGACAUGAUUAAGGACUGUCACAGAAAUUACGUGCACCCAGACCUGUGUCAACUGUCUUUCGAUUUCGCCACUUGUAUCAUGAAAGAUUUGCAAAAUUGAUCGUGUAACUAAUCUUCAAAUCUUGUAAUAAACAAUAGUUCUUCAGGUAUUCAAGAAACUGUUCUAAUAUAUUUUC
Molecule: messenger RNA, 544 nt
Organism: Photinus pyralis (common eastern firefly)
Lineage: Eukaryota; Metazoa; Arthropoda; Insecta; Coleoptera; Lampyridae
Exons: 2
Coding region: 61-468 (135 amino acids)
Molecular function (GO): odorant binding
Source: RefSeq, a predicted model, not a curated record